AUGGCUGCCUCCGCCUCCUCUCUUCACCUCAUCCCUCAAACCCUUUCUCUCUCUCGCCACUUCUCAACUGCUUACUCUUUUCCACUCUUUACUCCCUCUUCUCUUAAACCUCUCCCAAAACUUACCAUAUCAAUAUCCUCUAAAAAUUCUAAUGGUGUCAUUAGCAGUUACGCGGAUCCCGUUUAUAAAUUUGCACGAAAAGCUUCUGUCACGUCUGAGUUGGACGAAUUGGAAAUGGGAGAAGAGAAUGAGGGCUUUGAUUUCCCUAGUGGAGAGGAGCGCAGAUUCUCGCCUGACCUUAAGCUUUUUGUGGGAAAUUUAUCUUUCAAUGUUGACAGUGCUGUUCUCGCAGGCUUGUUUGAACAAGCCGGAAAUGUUGAGAUGGUUGAGGUUAUCUAUGACAAGCUUACAGGAAGAAGCAGAGGGUUUGGUUUCGUUACAAUGUCUACUGCAGAGGAAGCUGAAGUUGCUGCUCAACAAUUCAAUGGAUAUGAACUUGAGGGCAGACCACUGAGGGUGAAUUCUGGACCUCCGCCUCCCAAGAGGGAAGGUUCUUCAUUCAGAGGACCCAGGGGAGAUAGAGAAGGUUCUUCAUUCAGAGGACCUAGGGGAGAUAGAGAAGGUUCUUCAUUCAGAGGACCCAGGGGAGAUAGAGAAGGUUCUUCAUUCAGAGGACCCAGGGGAGAGAGGGAAGGUUCUUCAUUCAGAGGACCAAGGGGAGGGUCGAGGUCAAGUUUCGAUAAUAGCAACAGAGUUUACGUGGGAAACCUUUCAUGGGGAGUUGACGAUCUUGCUCUUGAAACCUUGUUCGGUGAGCAAGGAAAGGUUAUGGAGGCCAAAGUGGUUUAUGACAGAGAGAGUGGUAGAUCAAGGGGUUUUGGGUUUGUGACUUACAGUUCUGCUGUUGAGGUCAACAAUGCAGUCGAAUCGUUGGAUGGCAUGGACCUCGAUGGCAGGUCAAUUCGAGUUAGCCCGGCUGAAGCUCGUCCGAGUCGUCAGUUUUAA
Messenger RNA from Fraxinus pennsylvanica, 1005 nucleotides. The record is from the annotation of a GenBank genome assembly. NCBI's taxonomy places the organism in Eukaryota, Viridiplantae, Streptophyta, Magnoliopsida, Lamiales, Oleaceae.